Andrographis paniculata is the source of this 1855-nucleotide messenger RNA. RefSeq names its product putative pectinesterase/pectinesterase inhibitor 22. Gene Ontology annotation, molecular function: pectinesterase inhibitor activity; pectinesterase activity. Gene Ontology annotation, biological process: cell wall modification. Bases 44 to 1681 code for a protein of 545 amino acids. The record is from RefSeq and is a predicted model, not a curated record. The transcript is spliced from 2 exons. NCBI's taxonomy places the organism in Eukaryota, Viridiplantae, Streptophyta, Magnoliopsida, Lamiales, Acanthaceae.
UUCUAAUUGAUUAAUUAAUUAAUUCAUUCAUGUGUAUGUAACAAUGGCGUCCACCAAUUCUUACCUCUUCAUUUCAAUAAUCUUCUUCCUUUCUCUUACAUUUCUUGCCAAUGCAAAUAUUCACAGAAACGAUCAAAACUCCACAAUCGAAGCCAUGAUCCUCCAAGCAUGUCAUAAAAUCAAAGAUCAGGACACGUGUCUCUCUAAUAUGCACUCCCGCAUCGGCGGCGACGCCCGCCGGAACCCUAAUUCCGUCCUCCGGGCGGCGCUCCACCACGCCAUGAACCAGACGAGGGCCUCCGCCGACGCCCUCGCGGAUUUCAACACUCUGUCGAUUUCUCGCCGGGAACAGAUCGCCGUCGACGACUGUAGGGAGCUCCUCGACUUCUCCGUGUCGGAGCUCGGAUGGUCCCUCGGAGAAAUGGCGCGAAUCCGCGCCGGCCGGAAAACCCCCCGGUCGGACGGCCACCUCCGCGCCUGGCUCAGCGCCGCCGCCGGCAACCAGGACACGUGUCUCGACGGCUUCGAGGGCACCGACCGACGCCUCGAGCGGUUCGUCAGAGGAAGCCUUUCGCAGGUCACUCAGCUCAUUUCGAAUGUCCUCACGCUUUACACAGAGAUGCACGCUAUGCCGUUUAGGCCGGCGGCGCCGCCGCCGGAGAAUUUUACGGUGGAGGAAAAUGACGGUGUCUUCCCCAAUUGGAUGACUGAUGGGGAUAAGGAGCUUCUUGUUGGUAGAGACGGCGAUCGCCGGAUGCAGGUCGAUGCCGUCGUGGCGGCGGACGGGAGUGGAGACUACCGGACGGUGGCGCAGGCGGUGGCCGGAGCUCCGAGCUAUAGCAACCGGAGGUAUGUGAUUUAUGUGAAGGAGGGAGUGUACCAUGAGAAUGUGGAUAUGAAGAAGAAGAAGACUAAUAUAAUGAUGAUCGGAGAUGGAGCCGGGAAAACUGUACUUUCCGGCGACCGGAAUUUCCUGCAAGGAUGGACGACGUUCAGAACAGCAACACUCGCGGUUUCCGGCAAGGGUUUCAUCGCGAGGGACAUGACGUUCAGGAACACCGCCGGGCCGGAGAACCGCCAGGGGGUGGCGCUGCGUGUGGAUUCUGAUCAAUCGGCGUUCUACCGGUGCAGCAUGGAGGGCUACCAGGACACCCUCUACGCGCACUCCCUCCGGCAGUUCUACCGUGAGUGCUCCAUCUCCGGCACGAUCGACUUCAUCUUCGGCAACGGCGCCGCCGUGCUCCAGAACUGCCGGAUCUUCACGCGCCAGCCGCUGCCGCUGCAGAAGGUGACCAUCACAGCGCAGGGCCGGAAGGACCCUCAUCAGAGCACCGGGUUCGUGGUCCAGGACAGCUUCGUCUACGCCACCCGGCCGACCUACCUCGGCCGGCCAUGGAAGCAGUUCUCCCGGACGGUCUUCCUCAACACCUACAUGACCGCCAUGGUGCAGCCGAGGGGGUGGCUCGAGUGGAACGGAGACUUCGCGCUCUCCACGCUCUGGUACGGCGAGUACCGGAACUACGGCCCCGGCGCCGCCGUCGCCGGCAGGGUCCGGUGGCCGGGGUACCACGUCAUUAGCGACUCCGCCACCGCCGGUUUCUUCACCGUCGGAAAGUUUCUCGAUGGGAUGACGUGGCUGCCGGCCACCGGCGUCCGGUUCACCGCCGGUUUAAGGACUUAAUUAAUCAAUUAAUAAUAUAAUUAUAUUAAUUAAUUAUUGUUCUAGCGGUUGCAAGGGAAAAUCGCCUAUAUUAAAGCGGCUUCGUAAUCGUAUCAACGGCCCUAGAUUCUCUGCAUCCAAAAUGAACGGCUACGAUCACCUUCUCAAAACAAGGAAUAAUAUCAGUAACUAACU